AUGAACUCAAAAACGAGCGAGCAGCCCAUGGAGCUGCCUCGAAUUUCCAAUGCUCGAAGCGACGUCGAAACGGACAUCGGCGAUGCGACUCCCAUCUUGCCAGACCGCCAGCUCUCUCACCUCUUUGGCUGGCGAUUACACCUGACAACCCUUGCCGUCGUCCUUUCACUACUAGUGAUCAAUCUCGAGGUUACCAUCGUUAGCACUUCUCUCGUUGCGAUUGUGAGAGACCUCAAUGGUUUCAUGCAGACUAGCUGGAUUGUGAGCGCAUACUUGGUGACCUAUAUGGGUUUUAUGAUAUUAUGGUCAAAACUCAGCGACGUCUUUGGCCGUAAAACCACCUUCAUGGCUACUAUGCUCAUCUUCUCGGCCUUCUCUGGCGCUUGCGGAGCUUGUCAGACCAUGACCCAGCUUAUCAUUUGCCGAACCUUCCAAGGCGUUGGUGGAGCUGGAUGCUACUCCAUGUCCACCCUGUUUACGUAUGAGAUGAUCCCCAAGAGCAAGUUACCAUUGUACGGGGCCCUAAACUCGGUUUCGGUUGCGAUGGCGACUUUGUUGGGGCCACUUCUCGGCGGUCUGAUAAGCAGCCACACCAGUUGGAGAUGGAUAUUCUACCUGAACUUGCCCAUCGGCGUUUUCGUUCUGGUGAGCCUCGGACUAGCCGUACCACGGGGUUUCCCACACCACGCGUCAGACCUUCAUCCCCUUCAUAGACGCAUACCUAUAGUCUCUUCCAAUGGACUCAAGAAAGUCGACUUUGUCGGCGCUAUUCUAUUAUUGGCUGGGUCCCUGCUGUUAUCAUCUGUUCUCAUCGAAGUCUCACUCCGCUCCGGAUGGUCCGCUGGAGGAACGAUAGCUCUUUUAGUCCUGUCUGGAAUUAGCUGGAUCUUGUUCUUUGCUUGGGAGUGGUAUGUUUCUCAAGGAAAAACAGGGCAAGAACCACUCCUUCCUUGGUUGUUCGUCAGCGAUCGUGUGUGGGCUGCCAUGCUUCUAUCCAGUUUUCUUGCAGGUGUCCCAUUCAAUGUCGUUGUCAUCUUUCUCCCACAACGAUUGCAAGUCAUUUCUGGAGAAAGCGCCCUGAAGGCCGGAAUCCAUUUGCUCCCAUACACCUUCGGCGCAGCAUUUGGCGCUGCCCUCGCGAAUGUCCUCGGCUCUAAGCGACGUCUAGCUAUGGCAUACGUCUUACUAAUUGGAGCGGUACUGCAGACAAUUGGGCUGGCCUUACUAACGACCCUCCCCACAACCAGCGAGUUCCCAAAUAGUGGUUACGGAUAUGCGGCGAUAGCUGGAGCUGGCAUGGGGAUGUCUUUCGGCAUUCUGGUACUCGCCACACCAUUCAUGGCAAACCAAGAAAAUCUAUCCAUUGCCUCAGGGGCUAUCAUCCAAUUCCGCUUUCUUGGGGGGGUCAUUGGAAUCGCCAUCGCAUCGAAUGUUUGGAAUGAGCGAGUCAAAUCUGGGCUCGCCAACAUCUUGGACGCCCAGACGCUUAAUAGUAUUCUCCAAAACACCGAGGGUCUAAAGGGACUCCCACUACCCGUGCGAGUGGACGUUAUUCGGGAAAUGGCCAAAGCGUACAACUUGCAGGACGCGGUCAUAAUCGCUUUCGCCGCGGCUCAGGUCCUCGUCGUAGGCCUGGGCUGGAAUCGAAAUUGGUCGAACAGGGGAUGGAUAGCUUGAUAGAGUUGGGGCCAAACAGCAGCGCAAGGUAGAGAAAUUUGUGUUAGGCUCCACGAAUCCUUUCGAUUCACCUAGGUUUUCAUGAAGCUGGGACGUGUCAGCUUCGGGGUGACGCGACAAAGUCGUACGACUUUUAAGGAGAUAUAGACUAAAACUUGCAAAGGAUUCAAGGAAUUACGUUCA
Molecule: messenger RNA, 1860 nt
Organism: Mytilinidion resinicola
Lineage: Eukaryota; Fungi; Ascomycota; Dothideomycetes; Mytilinidiales; Mytilinidiaceae
Product: putative efflux pump antibiotic resistance protein
Exons: 7
Coding region: 1-1677 (558 amino acids)
Biological process (GO): transmembrane transport
Molecular function (GO): transmembrane transporter activity
Source: RefSeq, a predicted model, not a curated record